AUGACGGACUUGGUGGGGACCAUCGUCGAUGCCUGUUCCAUUACAGACAGCUCGGCUGGAUGUUAUACUGCGUCCUGGUACCUCAUAUGGGGCCAAAUGCGUUACUGGCUACUCAUCCAAGUGCCUAUUAUCGCGAUCUCCCUUGUCUACGAGUGGCUCGAGCUGGCUUCGCUCAAAUACGUCGAGCGGCUUCGCAAAAUCUGUGACUCUCCGCUGACGAACGUUGUCAAUUACCUUGUGCAAAUCGUCACUAGCUUCUAUGUCUGCAUCAACUGGAUUGUGCGUGGUGGAUUGUUGAGUGUGACUUUUUCGUCGUGGUCGAUUGAAUCAUUGUUCCUGAUUGCAACGGGUGUCGGGUAUGGAAUUCGAUGGCUGGCGGCUAAGAACAAAGUGGCGUUCGUGCUGCAGUUGCACAAUUUAUUCGACUUGUUAUCAGUGGUAGCUCACUUUGCGAUUUCGUUCCAGACGAUUGUGGUGGGGAAUAAAUACCUUCGAUCGUGGUUGGAUUUCGGCUUUAUUCGGUCGUAUGUAGGAUAUGUGGUCGUGGACCAUUUGUUCAAACGGUACCCGAACAAAACUUUCUUCUCGCAAGUACUGCUCCUGGUGUUCAAGGCAUUGAGUCUUGCCUUUUUUUUCGCUGCCAUACUGUUUUCGCUCGAACAGCUUGGCGAGUUGCCACAUGCCAACAGUUUCCUACUUCAUGUGUAUGAAUGCAGUAAUGAGAACGGCAUGGAGACAAUUCUUAGGGCGACAAAUAAAGGCACGGACGAGUAUCCGAGCUGUAAGGAAACGUGGAGCUUCUUUUCGUCCAUUUACUUCAUGUUUGUGACGGUCUCGACUGUGGGAUACGGUGAUUUUUCGCCUCAUACAGUACUUGGACAGGUCACAGUUUGUAUCAUUAUCGUGUUUGGUAUAUACACGUUCGCGAAUGAGUCGGCUGCCUUUAUGGCUAUUUACAGAGACCAACGCGGAACUUUGAUGAAGUACGAUGGCUCGAGGAACACAGUGCACGUAAUCGUGACUGGAAAUCCGUCAGUUACUCAGACCAAAGACUUUAUCCGUGAGUUUUUCCACCCAGAUCACGAGGAGGCAUUUCAAAGCCAUCAAAGCGACAGUGGCGAUGAUGAAAACGAAGGAUGUAACACAGUGGCUGGCCAAAGCCUUUCAGAAGCCUCUCACUCGCGUACUAAAAUUCCAUUCAAAGAUGAUGCCCGACACAAUAACAUCCACGAUGCCUAUACCGCCAUGGAGGAAGGAGAAAUAGAUGGACAGGAUGAGAACCAAAAGCGCAAGCCAUUCGUCUCGAAACGGAUGCAUUGUGGUCGAAGCUUGAUUCGUGAAACGCACAUCGUAGUGCUCAUGCAGUUUGACAAAGCAGGCGAAAAUGCCUCAUACCCGCAAGAGGUGAUGGGAUUUGUAGAGCAAAAUCCUCGAUAUCAUAAGCGCGUGUUUCUCGUAUACGGGUCUCCAUUACGAGAGACGGACUUAAAGAAUGCACAACUAGAUCGAGCUGUGGCUGUAUUCUUUCUGCCCAACAAAUACUCCGACGAUGGAAACAAGGAAGAUGCAGCUACGGUGCUACGUGUUCUAUCGGUGUCCCAGCACAAACAAGAACACACGCAGAUGUUUGCCAUGCUGACCAACUCUGACAACAGGACGCUUCUAGAGGCCGCGGGGUUGGGCAAAGAAAACUUGGUUUGUGCCGAUGAAAUGCGUUUGGGCUUAAUGGGUCUUAGCUGCCGAUGCCCAGGUCUUUCAACUGUGGUUUCAAAUUUGAUCACAAGUCGAAGCGGGGAAAUUCCUGAAGUCUCACCCGAGCAAUCUCAUAUGCUAAAGCCUUGGGCUUCCGAGUACAUAUCUGGCGCUUCUAACGAGAUUUACUCGUGCUGUCUGACACAGCAUUUCCAUGGGAUGAAUUUUGUCCAGGCAACGGUGCACAUCCACCGACAGUCAAAUGGAUUGGUACUUCUGAUUGCCGUUGAGUCGGAUGGCGAGAUUGCGUUCAAUCCUGGUCGUUGGUAUCGCAUUACACCAAGCACGAAGGCCUAUAUGAUUGCUGAAUCCAUCUCUUCUCUCAAACCGUUUGCUGGUACACCAACGAUGAGUAGUGUUGCCGCCUUAUCCUUGAGCAUGGCAUUGCUACAAAGUCGCGGUAACUUGCUAAGUCGAGCGCGUCAAGCACAGCACAACGUCGAAAGACGAAUUCCGAAGGAAAUUCGAGAGUAUAUGAUGCGAUGCGCUGCUAGUGGUCAUCCGUCUCAGAUCCCAACUUCACCAUCUCGAGAAUUACUUGCUGCUGGAGGUCACAUUGUCGUUUGCAGCAAUAUUGGCAAUGAGAGCGGAGGGCAGCGGUCUGUGUCUCGUUUAGUGAACUUCUUGCGACCACUUCGAGCUCCACAUAUUGACAGGAUCGUCCCCGUCGUCAUUGUAGACGCGGGUACUUUUGACACUGUGUCGUGGCUUCAGCUGAGAAAGUUUGGUGAGGUGUAUCACGUGCACGGAUCGCCUCAGAAGCACCACGUUCUUACCGCUGCUGGAAUUUACACGUCCUCUGCGAUUGUCGUGCUGGCGCAAGGCAAUGAAGCUGGAUACGAUGACUCGAAGGCAAUCUUCAACGCCAUUCUGAUAAACGUUGCACUGCAGCUCAACCAAAUUUUCACGAUUAUUGAGCUUCGAGAUGUCAACAACAAUCGGUUCUUGGACCCCGUUUCUAGUUUUGGGUCACCGCGCAAAAUUUAUGGAGGUGAAUUUGUGGAAGCCUCCGAUGGCGAAUACGAAAUCAAAUCGAGACUAUCAAGCUAUAAUGGUCCACUUUCGUCUGCACAGCGUGUAAGUGUUCAAUACACACAGGCUUCGACUGUCACGUCAAAAAGGAAUUGGGUACAGCGCAAAAGUUUAGUGGUGAAGUAUGUUUUCUCCGCGGUCCAAACAUUCUUCCUAGGAAGUUUGAAAACUGCAGUUCAACAAGUAAGUACGUAUGGAGCCGAAUCAGACCGCACAACUAUUGAAACAAUUGAGAAGCUUUACGGCGGUGACGAAAGCGAGACUUUUUUCCAAGAGCGGUUCAUGAACGGUGCAUUGUUUCCGUCUUAUGUUGCGGACAACUUGCUGAUUCAGAGCUUCUUUAAUCCAUCGCUGAAUACGUUCAUCCGAAAAAUACUCGAUGGAAAAAGCUGCUUUGUACUGUACGAGGUCCCGAAAGAACUCCGUGGACGGCAGCUACUGUAUGGAGAGCUCUUUGAAUACAUGACGUCGGGAGUGGCGCACACCCUACCGAUCGGUUUACUCCGGGCAAAAGGUGGACCUGGAGGCGCCCCAUACCCUUACGUAUACACUUGUCCGUCUUCCGAUAAAAUCGUGUAUGACGGCGACAAAAUUUUCGUGUUGAUCAAUGUCAUGGCUCUCAACCAUCUUGCGAACAAGCUCCAACGCCGCUUCCGAAACCGCCAUAAGCCGUCUACGACGCUGGCAGACGUAGUGGAUUCGAUUCCUCGACCAUCGCAAUCCGUGUAG
Molecule: messenger RNA, 3513 nt
Organism: Peronospora farinosa
Lineage: Eukaryota; Oomycota; Peronosporomycetes; Peronosporales; Peronosporaceae
Source: the annotation of a GenBank genome assembly